This is a messenger RNA of Linum tenue, 1997 nucleotides long. Lineage: Eukaryota; Viridiplantae; Streptophyta; Magnoliopsida; Malpighiales; Linaceae. The record is from the annotation of a GenBank genome assembly.
CAUCGGCCCAUUACCAAUUUCUCCGAUAACAUGAUAGAAUGUGAUUCGGUUGAUGGAGAACUGUAUGAACUGCUCGCCACGGGAACAGUUUAUUCUCCCUUCGAUCCUCUCGCUGACAAGCUUCAAUCGUCCCUUUCUCAAAAGCUCUCUUCUACUUUCUCUGUCUCUCUCUCUCUCUCGCCGGCCGGAAUUUGGUUGUGAUCGACGGCCAAGGCGGUGCCAGCUCGUCGAGAAACGCUUUCAAGCUGGGAAAUGAAUCAGUUUAAAAUCGGCACUAGCAGCAUCUUUCUUCUCGGCAGUUUGCGUACGGAGAAUCUCGUAGCGGGCAAAUUCAAGUAUCUAGCAUAAGCAGGGAAGCUUGAUGGAGAAAGCGGAAUCAUAUUCUUCGAGCUCGUUGCUUCAUUAAUUCCGCUUCUGUAAGACAUCAAUUCGAGUUCUUUUGCUUAUCAUGAUUUUUGGUUCGUGGUUGGCUACUCUUGUUAGCAUAUAACAUGUUUGAUGAAAGACAUCCAACAGCUUUGUUUAAGGUCUCGUUCUGGUAUUUGAGAUGUCAGUUGAAAGCAGCCUGAAGAUGUUAGUUUCAGGGGUGAUUCUCGAUCUCGAUGGCACCCUUCUUAAUACAGAUGCCUUGGUUGUUGGGGUUAUGAAAGUUUUCUUGGUGAAGUAUAGCAAACAAUGGGAUGGUAGAGAAGUUCAUAAAAUUGUCGGGAAAACGCCUAUUGAAGCUUCUGCUGUUAUAGUACAAGAAUAUGGACUUCCUUGCUCAACAGAAGAAUUUAUGAGUGAAAUCACUCCAAUGUUCUCAGACCAAUGGUGCAAUAUCAAGGCACUUCCAGGUGCUUGUCGAUUGAUUAAACACCUGGCUGAUCAUAAAGUACCCAUGGCUCUGGCUUCAAACUCUCCAAGGGCAAAUAUUGAUGCUAAAAUCAAUUGCCACCAAGGCUGGAAGGAAUCGUUCUCAGUGAUUAUUGGUGGCGAUGAAGUAAGAGCUGGGAAGCCAUCUCCUGAGAUAUUUUUGGAAGCAGCUAACAGGCUAAACAUAGAACCUUCACGUUGCUUAGUGAUUGAGGAUUCUGUGCCUGGUCUAACUGGUGGCAAGGCUGCUGGAAUGCAAGUAGUUGCUGUACCCUCGAUCCCCAAGCAAUCUGAUCUCUUCACAGCUGCAGACGAUUUGAUAAAUUCUCUAUUAGAUUUGCAUCUAGAAAAAUGGGGCCUUCCUCCUUUCGAAGAUUGGAUUGAGGGCACUUUGCCAAUAGAACCAUGGCACAUUGGUGGCCCUGUAAUUAAGGGAUAUGGCCGUGGCUCAAAGGUUCUUGGGAUCCCCACAGCUAAUCUAUCGACAGAGGGAUACUCAGAUUUACUCUCACAACAUCCCUCUGGGGUGUAUUUUGGGUGGGCUGGAUUGUCAACCAGAGGUGUCUACAAAAUGGCUAUGAGCAUUGGUUGGAACCCAUAUUUCAAUAACACUGAGAAGACAAUUGAGCCAUGGCUGCUUCAUGAAUUCAAAGACGAUUUCUAUGGUGAAGACUUGCGCCUGGUUAUAGUUGGUUAUAUUCGACCAGAGGCUAAUUUCUCGACUCUUGAGAGUUUGAUUGCCAAGAUUCACGAGGACGGGAGGGUUGCAGAGAAAGCGCUCGAUCUUCCACUGUACUCAAAGUACAAGGAUGACCCAUUCUUGAGAAGCUCUUCAUUGUAGUUAUUCAUCAAGAUGAUUACUUGUAUAAUAAACUUGUAAAGAACUUAUUUAUUAGUUUCUACUGAUGCAAUUCAUGAUGAUCUGCAGAAUUGCAUUAUACCAGUAAAUUGUGAACCUGGCUCCAAAGCUAAUGCAGGCCAAGUAUGGCAGUACCAUUAGAAGUUGACCAACUCAUACUUAUAUCACACUUUUUAGCUGCAUUAGAUCUCGGUAUCUGACAUCUAAGAAGUACGUGCUGACAUUGUUUGAUCAACCCAAUAGCUGUGACCGAGUGAGAAGAUAAGUACGUAACGUAAAGCGC